This is a messenger RNA of Emiliania huxleyi CCMP1516, 339 nucleotides long. It is a transcript of the gene Lhcf60, whose product is annotated as light harvesting protein. The record is from RefSeq and is a predicted model, not a curated record. The transcript has a single exon. Lineage: Eukaryota; Haptophyta; Isochrysidales; Noelaerhabdaceae. The annotation marks the transcript as partial.
AUGGACGAGUCCAACUUGAAGCUGGUGCGCGCGGCGGAGCUCAAGCACUGCCGCGUGGCGAUGCUGGCGACCGUGGGGUGGUUGUGGACCGCGACGGGCACCCACUUCGAGGGGAUGCUCUCCACCUCGUCCGGCGUCUCGUUCGCCGACGUCGCCGCUGCUGGCCCGCUGCUCGGAGCCGCGAAGGUGCCCGCCGCAGGCAUCUGGCAGAUGAUUGCAGCCAUCGGCGCGCUUGAGGUGUACUGGGAGAACAAGUACCCGGCCGCCGAGUGCGGCGGCGACUUCGGCGUGCCGCGCGUGACCCAGGACCCGGCAAAGUUCAAGGAGGCGCGCCGCUGC